This is a messenger RNA of Acanthoscelides obtectus, 232 nucleotides long. The record is from the annotation of a GenBank genome assembly. NCBI's taxonomy places the organism in Eukaryota, Metazoa, Arthropoda, Insecta, Coleoptera, Chrysomelidae.
AUAAGCGCACGUACAAAAAUGAGUUCAAGUGAGUACCAUAACUCUGAAAAUGAAGAGGCUGAUCCCUUAAAGAAAAAAAAAUUAAAUAUAAUCAAGUAUUUAAGAAAAGCUGGACCGAAGAGGAGCAAUUUAAGUGGAUCAAGCUGGGAAAAGAUGAAUACUUUGCUAUGUGCCGCGUGUGCAAUAAAGAUAUUUCUAUUAAAAAUACUGGCAGAUUAGCACUAGUUCGGCA